CCGAGGACGAGAGCGCGAGGCUGGCGAAGGCGAUGCAGAGCUUCCAGGACAACACGUGCAUCCGGUUCACGCCCCGGUCGGGUCAGAGCGACUACAUCCACAUCGCCAAGUGGGGUCAAGGGUGCUCGAGCUACGUGGGCCGCGCGGGCGGGGAGCAGUCCCUCUCGCUCGACAACGGCUGCACGGACGAACGCACGAUGUUGCACGAGCUCAUGCACGCCCUGGGGUUCUUCCACGAGCACACGAGGAGCGACCGGGACGACUAUCUCACCAUCAAUUUUGGCAACAUCAUGACC
Darwinula stevensoni is the source of this 296-nucleotide messenger RNA. Lineage: Eukaryota; Metazoa; Arthropoda; Ostracoda; Podocopida; Darwinulidae. The record is from the annotation of a GenBank genome assembly.